Apis cerana (Asiatic honeybee) is the source of this 753-nucleotide messenger RNA. It is a transcript of the gene mRpS14, whose product is annotated as mitochondrial ribosomal protein S14. NCBI's taxonomy places the organism in Eukaryota, Metazoa, Arthropoda, Insecta, Hymenoptera, Apidae. Gene Ontology annotation, cellular component: mitochondrial small ribosomal subunit; ribosome. The record is from RefSeq and is a predicted model, not a curated record. Gene Ontology annotation, biological process: translation. Gene Ontology annotation, molecular function: structural constituent of ribosome.
UUUAACAAUAGUAUCGUAUAAUUAUUUUUCUAAAUAAAUAGUAAAUUUUCUAUUCUUUAAUAUCUAUAAAAACUUUAUUUUUCUUUUCAUUUUGAAAAAUACAAUGAAAUUUAAGUAAAUAAUUAUUUAAAAAUUAUAGUAAACACAUUCUCAUAUAUGUAUAUAUUUAUGUAUAUAUAUAUAUAUAUAUGUUUUCUAGUAUGUGAAUUUUAUGAAGAACAGCUGUUGAACCAAAUAUGGCUGCUAUAAGGAAUGGUUUGUUGAUAUGUUCAAAUUUUCUUUCAAGUAAUGCAAAUUUUAUAGCCUAUAAUUUUCAACAAAUACGUAAUAACAAUAUUGGUCGCUGGAUGAUUCGUGAUAAUAAACGAAGAAAAUUGAUAGAAAAAUAUGCACCUGAUCGAUUACGAUUAGUAGCUAUGAAAAGGAAUGAUAUUUUACCAACUGAAUUACGGGAAAUUGUUAGUAAAGAAAUAAAUGAAAAAAUUCCUCGUCAAACUGCUUUAAGACAAAUAACAUCACGUUGUAUAUUAACUUCUCGUGCACGUGGUAAUGUUCUGAGAUGGAGAAUAUCACGAAUUAUGUUUCGACAUUUGGCAGAUUAUAAUAAACUAUCUGGUGUACAACGCGCAAUUUGGUAGAAAAGUAAAACUUUAUGUUAGUACUUUCAUAGAAUAAUUAUGAAAUAAAUACAAAAUAUUUUCAUUAUAGUAAAAUAAAAGAUUGUUAAAUAAAUAUAAUGUAAAAGUAAAAAAA